AUGUAUGGUAGACACGGUUACGGUGGAUAUCCCUCAAGUUAUGGUACGUCAUUUUCAGAAGCAAGAAGCGAUGCGUGGAUUAAUGCAAAUAUCCCAGGAGGAGUGAACAGUGUUCUCGGUGAACGAUUGGAUAACUUUAUGGGCGGAAAUCCAAAUCCAACAUUUGGUCAAGUGUACGGUGGCGAAUUUGGUGUAAAUGGUUACGGAGGUGGAUAUGGUUAUUCAAGAUGGUAA
Molecule: messenger RNA, 234 nt
Organism: Adineta ricciae
Lineage: Eukaryota; Metazoa; Rotifera; Eurotatoria; Adinetida; Adinetidae
Source: the annotation of a GenBank genome assembly